Molecule: messenger RNA, 933 nt
Organism: Arabidopsis lyrata subsp. lyrata
Lineage: Eukaryota; Viridiplantae; Streptophyta; Magnoliopsida; Brassicales; Brassicaceae
Exons: 3
Coding region: 140-712 (190 amino acids)
Source: RefSeq, a predicted model, not a curated record
AGUGAGAAGUAACCCUCUACCCAAUUCCUUUCUCUUUCAUAAUCUCUCUAUCAAUCAAUCUCCGAUCUUCGGAUUCGACGAAUCCGUCAUCGCCGACGGAAUCGUGGCCGUGUAAUAUUAAAUAGGCGACAUCGGAGGGAUGGGUAAGAAGAGAAAAUCAACAGCGACGAGUCUCGAUGAGGUAGAUCGGACUGUUUACGCUUCUUUUCGCACCGCCGCUAACUCUUUAUCUCAGCUUUAUACUCAGUCUAUGAAUCAUCAGAAACUAUCUUUUCAAGCCGGUGAACGCCAUGGUUUGGAAAAACUGUACCAAUGGAUAUGGAGACAACAAGAAGGAGGGUCAAGAGUGACACCUAUGGAUAUAGUCAAUUAUAUUCAGAACGAGCUCGAAUGCUGCAUAGACGAGCCUCCAAUAUCUCCAAGAGCGCCACCAACACAACCAACAAUGCAUGUCACAAAUUCCGGGCUCAUGGCCACUUCAGGUACUUCUUUCCCAACACCUGUUCCUGUGGUUCGGUCUGAGCAAUGUGAGAACCAGGCCAAGAACUCGGUUUUCUCAAAUGCACUUUCCAGCCCAAUACGGCGUAGUCUUCAGAACUACCAAAUUCCGCAGGGAGCCUACACAUCUGGCGGAACGAGAAGCAGUGAAGUGAACAGGGGAUCUAACUCUCCAGGUUCUAUUGAUUCUUCAAUGGACAUGCAUGCAGAAUAAGAACUGUGAUCAUAAAUACACUCUUGUUUAAUGAUGUUUGAUCUAUAUACAAAAACCCGUUUGAUUCUUCAUAAUGUAUCAAUUGAUUCGUAUCUUGGAGGUGGUUUGCUGGUAAUUUGGUUAAGAGUUUCUAUAAGGUCACAUGUAAAUCAUUGUGUCUGAUUCUGAUCACUUGCUUAACUCUUUUAAUUUUUCAUGUGUUAAACUACUUGAUGACCAAA